This is a messenger RNA of Trichomonas vaginalis G3, 1485 nucleotides long. Its product is annotated as ribonuclease inhibitor domain-containing protein. Bases 1 to 1485 code for a protein of 494 amino acids. The transcript has a single exon. NCBI's taxonomy places the organism in Eukaryota, Parabasalia, Trichomonadida, Trichomonadidae. The record is from RefSeq and is a predicted model, not a curated record.
AUGGAAAAUGUAGAAAGAGAUGAAGCAAUUGAAUACCUUAAAAGAAUUGAUUCUAUAGAAUAUGUCGAAAAAGUAACAAUUCCUAGUGAUUUUGUUGCAAUUUCUUUCAAGCGAAUUAAUAAUCCUUAUUUAAAGGAAGUGCAUUUUAGUGACACUCCCAAUUAUUAUGUUGAUAAUAACGUUAUUUAUUCAAAAGAUAAAUUACGACUCAUUGGAUACCCUGGUGGAUUGGAUGCAACAGAAUUCACAAUUCCAGAACAUGCAAUCGAGAUUGAAAGUGAUGCAUUUAGAGGAACUGAAAAACUUGAAAAAAUUAUUGCUCAUAAAGAUGUUAAAUUAACAGAUGGAAUGUUUUCAUUUUGUACUAGCAUUAAAUCCAUUGAAUUCAAACAUGAGAAAAUAACCACGUUUCCUAACCAUUGCUUUGCAUUUUGCAAAAAAUUAAUUACAAUCAAAUUAUCUGAUGCUUCUUUAGUUACUAGCCUUGGAAAAUAUUGCUUUUAUGGUUGCGAAAGUUUACAAGAAUUAACAUUCAAUAAUGAGUUAUAUUUUGUUGAUUGUGGUUGCUUUAUGAAUUGUUUAUCAUUAACAAAUAUAGAUUUAACAAGAGUUUCAGCGAUUUAUAAGCAGUGUUUCAAGUCAACAGCGGAUAAAUUAUAUGUGCAAUUAUCAACACCUCUCAAAAUAAUUGAUGAUGAAGCAUUUAUGGAUUCAGGAAUUAAAGAAUUUCAUUGUCAAGAUAAUCUUGAAAUCAUAAAUAAAAUGGCUUUCUGUAAUUGCUUUUCACUUAAAACAUUCGAAUUCAACGAAAAUAUCAAAAGUAUUGGUUUCAAAACGUUCUCAAAUACAGCCAUCACUGAACUGUUUAUUCCAAAUUCUUUAAUGUUUAUUGAUCUUGCAUGUUUUGUUGGUUCUGAAAUUGAUUUCAAAUUCAGUUCUGAAGGGCAUCCUCUGUUUUACGUUGAAAACGAUUGCUUCAUGAACAUCGCGAAAGGUUUGAUGUUCGUAACCAAAAAUACUGAUAAAUACUUUGAAAUACCAUCAACGGUCAAAUUAAUUGUUGAUGAAUCGUUCCAAAAUAGGAAUAUUUAUAAAGUUGUUGUUGAUCCUUUAAAGUUUGGUGUUGAUAUUAAGAAUUAUAUUCAGAAUUCUAGAAUAUUUUGCGAUAAAGAUGACAUAUACCAAGAUUGCAGAAAUAUUGUAUCAGAUGUAAACAAUCCAGAUAGAUACAACAAAGAAGGAGAGUAUGACCCAACAUACAAAAUAGAUAACAAUAUCUUUGAUGUGAAAAGUGACUGGCCGUAUGUAAGUGAACUUGUAACGGGAUUAAAUGAUCAUAACCUCUUUUUCCAAAACAAAUCCUUGCCAUUUGUAGAUAAUUUUGACAACUUUGGAAACUUACAUGCUGCUUUAAUAGCAAUUAUAGCUAUUGUGAGCACAUUAAUUACUAUUCUUUCAAUAGUAAUUUUAAAUAUGUCUAAAUAA